Messenger RNA from Haliotis rufescens (red abalone), 4583 nucleotides. Its product is annotated as S-phase kinase-associated protein 2-like. Gene Ontology annotation, biological process: SCF-dependent proteasomal ubiquitin-dependent protein catabolic process. Bases 110 to 1516 code for a protein of 468 amino acids. The transcript is spliced from 10 exons. Gene Ontology annotation, cellular component: SCF ubiquitin ligase complex. The record is from RefSeq and is a predicted model, not a curated record. NCBI's taxonomy places the organism in Eukaryota, Metazoa, Mollusca, Gastropoda, Lepetellida, Haliotidae. Gene Ontology annotation, molecular function: protein binding.
GAAUAUACUACAUAUGCAAAAAUAGUUUACUUCCUGUUAAAUUACGCAUGCGUGGAGAGGAAAAAUUUACGCGAAAAUAUGCUGGAGAUCCUUGGCGCUAAAAUCAAAGAUGGGUAAAAACAAGGCUGGAAAAAAAUCUACACUGGAGUCAUCUAAGGAAAAUUUAUUUACAAAUCCAAGCAAAAAGCGUCGAGUGGAAUGUGGAAUCCACUGUCGGAAGCGUACUACCUGGGCAGUGGACAGCUGCAACACAGAGCAGAUCUACCAGGAGAUGGGGGUGGAGCUGCUGUCUGACAGCAGCCAUGAAAGUACUUCAAGUAACGCUGAAAAUACACCAACAGUGUGUGGCUGUUCUCCAGGAAACACACCACUCCAAGUACCACAAGCUCCACGAGUACUGCUGCCUAGUCAGAGGGGCAACUUCUCCCCAAGUAGUGAUGACUGUGAUAGUAUGUUGACACCUAAACGAAGUGUCCGAAGAUUCCUGGGGCCUAAAUACCACAACGACAUAGAUGGACUAGAUCAUUUCAACAGCAUGUAUGAUGAAGCCAUCUUGAAGGUAUUCCAGUGGUUGCCCAAGUUUGUGUUGGCAUCAUGUGCUCGAGUGUGCUCACGCUGGAACAGGCUUGUUAUGGACGAGUCUCUGUGGAAACGUAUAGAUCUGUCCAACAAAGCACUGGGGCCCGGAACGCUGGGCAAUGUCAUCAAUAGAGGAGUACGCAUCCUCCGCUUGGCUAAAGCAGAGAUUGAGAAUCCAUUAUUUACAGGUCCUACCAAAGAAAUCAAAGCUUCAAGUAUGUACCGAGUCCAGUAUUUAGACCUGAGCAUGGCAGCCAUCUGUGUCGACACCCUGGAACAGUUGUUUUCCGUGUGUUCAGAUCUCAAGAAAAUCAGCUUGGAGAAUGCUGAGCUCAGUGAUAAUAUAUGCAGCUACAUAGGAGAGAACAAGGACCUGGAGGCCUUGAACUUGUGUAUGUGUCGAGGAAUCACCGCUAAUGGUCUGGUACCCAUCAUGUCAAACUGUCGGAGACUUGACUCCAUCAAUCUGGCCUGGACAUCCCUAGAUCGUAACAAUGUUAUGUACGUGACGCUCUGCCUGCCGGACAGUGUACGCAAACUCAACAUCAGUGGCUGCAGGGACAACAUCACUGAUGAAGAUGUGUUGCAGCUGUGUCGUGCAUGUCCCUACCUGAACGAGCUGGACUUGAGUGACUCCACCAGCAUCACCUGCUCCUCCGUGCACCACAUCGCCGACCACCUGACAGAGUUGGAGCACCUGGCCCUCAGCAGAUGCUACCACAUCGCCUCCACCACAUUCCCUGUUCUUGACAAGAUCAGCAACCUGCUGGCACUGGAUCUGUUUGGGAUGUUCCGAGAGGAUGCGCUGCAGGUUGUGCGUCGCAGCAUGCGCCACAUAGAGAUCAACAAGUUCCCCUUCUCCAGCAUCGCCAGGCCCACCACCGGCAUCAGGCGCACCAGCAUCUGGGGCAUCCGGGUCCGCGACAACAAAGUCUGAUGAAGAUCCACACUAGGCAGCCUUUUUUAUAUAUCUAGGACCAAACAAUACAUUCACUUUCUUGCAACUGUAUCUCUCAACAUUUCAUCCAAUAGAGGAAACAGAUUAUUAUUUGUAGAAUCUUUCCCCUGGCUAACAUUUUGUACCUUGAACUGUCAACUAGUGGUUUAAGAUGUUUCUGGACACAUUUGUCCAUCCUCCUUCUAUACAUAUUAAGAACAUGUAUGGAUAAAUCUCAGAAAGAUGCAUCAAAAUCUAUGUUUUUUAUUUGAACUGAUUGUCAUUAGUCAUGCUGUCACUACAGGUUACUGGUAACAGUGUUUGAAAUAAUUUUAAAACCCAUCAAGACAGCGGGGCAGGUGACCCAUAAGUGUUGCCUGCCCAUCUUCAACGUUACCUGCCCACAUUGAAGCUUUAUGAAUAUUGAAAAAUUGCAAAAACUAGGAGACAAAUCACAUCUUGAUUUGUUGAAAUAAUGCAAACAAUUACUUGAGAAUCUACAAGGAUUAACAAUAAAACUGAUGACAUAAGUACAGUAGAACACGGAUAUAACGAACACGGAUAGAGCGAUCAAACGGAUACAACAAACUGUUAAAAAAUCACCGAUUUAUCUCCUAUAUGAUAUAUAAAAUUAUAUAUAACGAACUCUCUACAGCGAACUAACGGAUACAGGGAACUGAUAUCUGAUCACCAACAAACCCAUCUAUCACUAACUUGUGAUGUGUAUAGCGAACUGAGAAAUCUCACUCAAAGUGACGGAUCAACCUUGUUAAAUUUGCAUUGUGUUAAUCUUACCUGUACAUGUAAUCUUGUCUGUAAAACAAACAUUAAACAUAUAAAUUUUACGAGAUUGUGUCCAAGUGUCGGUUCACUUGCAUAUUAUCCAAGAUGGCGGACAUUUCUGAGCGAAAACUAUAUAACGAACAACGGAUAUUACGAACUGAUUUCUCUGGUCCCUUGUAGUUCGUUAUAUCCGUGUUCUACUGUAGUCUUAAGAUUAUCUGGGGGAUAGUCAGGCAGGUGGAGGCAAAUUUCAUGCAGCCCGGCAGAAACGUGACCAGCUAUGGGCAGGCAGUUAUUUCGGACACUGACUGGUAACAGAGAGCAUGUAUGCAAGCAUCUGAAUGUGUAUUGUACUUUGGUCCUUGACAAGAUUUUAUAUCAUCUGUGAUUACUUCAAUACGGUGGAGCAUAUCUCCAUGUUGUGUGGUGAUUCAUUGUUAAACAGGAGUCAUUUCUCCUAAUAAUGUUAUUGUUAAUUUACAUAGUUACAAGAAGUGAAUACACUAGUAACAAGGAAGCUGAAAGUAUGGUACGGUGACUACAUUCGUAUCAGCUGUUGUUUAGUAUCUCAGGUAUAUUUUUUUUCGCGAUGGAGGUCUGUGCCCUGUACGUCUCACCUUAAUGAUGGAAUGUUACUGUUUGAGGGAUACAUGGCAUUUUACAGACGGUAUCUCGAAACAAACCGAAGAAUGUAGAUAGUAGUCAUGGAUUGUAGCGGUCUAGAAAUACCAUGUUGAUAUUCAUGAUUUAAAUUGCUUUGAAGGAGGAACUACAGCAGAAUCUAUUGACAUCAAUGAGCCAAAACAUACAUAAUACAUACUCAGGGAUAAGGUCGCAGUAUUUUGCCACACAUACAUGUCAUCACUGGAAUCUGAAUAAUAAAUAGGGUGAAAGUGCGACUGAAAAAAAUUAUUUCAGAAGUUCCCAUUUCAGGGAUGCUAUUCCAAAAUAUUUGCCUAUUUUGUAAAAUCAACUUCGGGAAAUUUCCCCAGUCUGUUUCUCUUUAUACAAUAUUACUGAACAUGGGAUUAUUGAAUGAUUAAUCAUUGUCUCAUACAGGAUUUCCUCUUGCUUUUAAAAUCCAGGCUCCCAAACAGUUAUGUUUGAUACUUUGGUAAUUUGGCAGCAGAUGAAUAAUUCAUACUUUUAAUUGUUACUUUUUACAAAGCCUCUUUCCAUUAAUGUCUUUAGAUAUGACAGAUUUCUUUUUAAUCAAAAAUGUAUAUACAACCAUAUUUCUGCUGUGCCAUGGUUAUUCAGUAGAGUUAGAUUCAAUAACCCAGAUGAUCUCACCUCUGUAUAGCUAACACAGUCUAUUAUCCAUUGUCUUCACAUGGUCAUUGUCGGUCACAGUAUUUAAGGCAUGUUGUCCCCAUUGCUCAAAUUUACAAGUUCUAUUGAUAUUAACAAAUAUUAAAUAUGCAGCCCAUUCUGAUCAUCACAACACUGAAAGGUCCUGAGGAUAUUGUCUAUAUAUGCUGGGUCCAGGAUAUGGGGGAAUCGCAUAUUUUCUACCUACAGAAUUAUUCGUAGUUAUGUCCAGUAAACUGAUAGCAGUUUUAAUUUGUAUAUUCUUGUCCUGGUCAUGAUAUGUACCCAUAAAAUACAUUCACUAGUUUGCUGGUCUGGGUAUAUAUUUCAAACCCUGAUGUAUAACUUCAAUGAUUUUAACCUCUGUUGUAUAGCCAUUGGCAUCUAGAAUCGUACAGCUAGAAUCCAACUAGAUGCAGUCUAAGGCACCUCAAUUAGCUGUGCAGAGUUGCGUUCCUUGGGUAUGCCAUAAACGUAUGAUUGUGGGUUUGAUUCCCAGUUUUUCCUGAUUAUAUUCCUAGGUUUGUCAGCACCAUCCCUGUGAUCAUGGUUUUCACUGAAGUGGUAAACGUCUAAGACCUGCAUCACUUCGGGCUUUUCUCCCACAUCAAGCUGACACGCUGUGAUGUAACUGGAAUACUGUUAAAAUUGGCGGUAAACCCAAUUCGCUCAUUAGAUGCAGUUAGUAUUAGUAUAAUCAACAUGUAGACUGUAGACUUUAGCAUGUAUAUCAGGACAAAGCUUACACCCUUAUAUGCUGGGCUGUUUACUGGGUAUGUAUGAGUGUGAGGAGUUAUCAGAGUAUUCUAGCUCUCCAUAUGGAGCUAAUGCAACAUGCAAUGGUCAGUAUUUAUUUUGGGGCACGGGUGGCCCAGUCGUCUAUGGCGCCGCGAUUCGCUGUGCAGAGUUGCGUCCCUUGGGCACGCUAGAAACCUAUGAUUGUGGGUUCAAAUCCCGGUUCACCCCAAUUAUG